AUGGAAGUGGUUUUUCCGUGGAAUUUUGCUGUCCAACUCAACUGGAAUAGCCCCCAGGCACUAAACAAUUGGGGACUCGCUCUUCAGGAACUCAGUGCAAUUGUUCCAGCUCGAGAGAAGCAAAAAAUUGUGAGGAUUGCAAUUAGGAAGUUCCGUGCAGCAAUACAGUUGCAGUUUGAUUUCCAUCGAGCAAUAUACAACCUUGGAACUGUUUUGUAUGGACUAGCUGAGGAUACCUUAAGAACAGGCUCCCCAAAUCUGAGUGAAGUUUCCCCAAAUGAGCUGUAUAGCCAGUCUGCUAUAUAUAUUGCUGCUGCUCAUUCACUGAAACCAAAUUACUCGGUUUACAGCAGUGCCUUGAGGCUUGUACGUUCAAUGUUGCCUUUACCCCAUCUUAAAGAUGGGUAUCUUACUGCACCACCAGUUGGAAAUUCAAUUGCACCUCAUAGUGUUUGGAAGAGAACAGAGUUUUUCUUGAAUCAUGAAGCUCUUCAACAGGUCAGCAGGGUGGAUCACAAACAAGUUUCCCGAAGCCUCUCUGGCAGAACUAUAGAUGUAACAAAUAUCGACAAAAAGGCUAUAAGAGUGGAAAUUCCCGAUAUUGUUUCUGUAUCAGCAUGCGCUGAUCUGACUUUACCACAUGGUGCAGGCCUCUGCAUCGAUACCACCUCUGGUCCGGUUUUCUUGGUAGCCGACUCGUGGGAAUCACUAGAUGGAUGGCUUGACGCCAUACGCUUAGUUUACACAAUUUAUGCUCGAGGUAAGACUGAUAUUUGGGCAGGUAUCAUUACGGGCUAAUUAUUGUUUACGGAUCGAGCUUUCAUAUUUUGUUUGGUUUAUCUGGCACGCCUUCUGUUUUCGUAGGAUCUAAUUUGUGACUUGCCCUGUAUAUCAUCAAAUACUGUACUGUUAUGCUA
Hibiscus syriacus is the source of this 917-nucleotide messenger RNA. RefSeq names its product protein HLB1-like. The transcript has 10 exons. The record is from RefSeq and is a predicted model, not a curated record. The coding region runs from base 1 to 798 and encodes 265 amino acids. NCBI's taxonomy places the organism in Eukaryota, Viridiplantae, Streptophyta, Magnoliopsida, Malvales, Malvaceae. Gene Ontology annotation, molecular function: protein binding.